Lathyrus sativus (Indian pea) is the source of this 1233-nucleotide messenger RNA. The record is from the annotation of a GenBank genome assembly. Lineage: Eukaryota; Viridiplantae; Streptophyta; Magnoliopsida; Fabales; Fabaceae.
AUGAAUCCUUCGCCGCCGAUUUUCCUUCCCGAAGAUCUCAUCACCGAAUUACUUUCCUUUCUUCCUGUCAAAUCUCUUGUUCGAUUUAAGUGUGUGAGUAACUCUUGGAGAACUCUCAUCUCCGAUUCCACCUUCGUCAAAUUGCACCUCAAGAAAUCUGCAACACAAAAUCCGAUGUUCACACUAGUCACGCAUCACAUGAAGACUUUUCCUGGAGAGUCUCCUUACGUUAGUUACGAAGAGAAUUACAGUGUCGUUCCAUAUCCCAUACGUACCUUACUCGAUAAUCCCGCAGUAUCCCUUUUUGACGAUCCUUACUAUUAUGUGAAAAACAAAGGAAGCUCUAAAGUAAUUGCUUCCUGUAAUGGGUUGAUUCUUUUGACCGGUGAUUUCUUCAACGGUAUCUAUAAAGAGUUCUGGUUUCGAUUGUGGAAUCCAGCUACCAAGACAAUAUCGAAAGAAAUUGGGUGUUUUAAUUUUGAAAAACCUUUCCGCUUUGCGUUUGGUUGUGAUGAUUCAACAAACACUUAUAAAGUGGUGGCGUCCCGUUACAUUCGUAAUCAGCGGACAACUGAGGUGAGAAUUCUUAGUUUGGAUGAUGAUGUUUGGAGAGACAUUGAAAGUUUUCCUGUUGUUCCUCUUCAUUUGGACUAUGCUGAAUACAAAAUCUAUGAUGGUGUGUAUAGUGGUGUGUAUUUGAGUGGUGCUCUUAACUGGUUGGCAAUUCACAACAACAUUGACUACCAUAGGUAUAUUAUUAAGAAUAUUACCGUUGAAGAUUUUGUUAUUGUUUCUCUUGAUUUGAGGACUGAGAUGUACAAUCAAUAUCUUGUGCCUCGUGGUUUUGACCAAGUGCCACCUUCAGAACCAACCAUAGGUGUUUUGGGGGGUUUUCUCUGUUUCUCUUAUUCUUAUAAGAAAAGUGAUUUUGUUAUAUGGCAGAUGAAGAAAUUUGGGGUUGAAGAUUCUUGGACUCAAUUUCUUAAAAUAAGUUAUCAAAAUCUUCAAAUAGAUUAUGAUAUUAAUGACGAUACAAAGUAUUUUUUGCAAUUGAUGCCUUUGCUGCUUUCUAAAGAUGGUGACACACUAGUGCUUAAGAGCAAUAAAGAAGAUCAAGCAAUUCUCUAUAGUUGGAGAGAUAACAGAGUAGAGCGAACAAAAAUUAGCAAGGAAGGUUGGAUAUGUUGGCAAUCUUUCAAAGCUUAUGUUGAAAGCUUAGUUCCAAUUUAUUAA